Molecule: messenger RNA, 630 nt
Organism: Myodes glareolus (Bank vole)
Lineage: Eukaryota; Metazoa; Chordata; Mammalia; Rodentia; Cricetidae
Product: vomeronasal secretory protein 1-like
Molecular function (GO): small molecule binding
Source: RefSeq, a predicted model, not a curated record
UUCCCCAAGGACCCUGUAUGUGGGUGUAUAAAAGCCAGUCAAGUGAGGGGCGGUACAGCCUCUCAGCUUCAGCGAUCUGUUCGUUGGCUGUGAACACAGAUCCCGGAGAUGAAGGCUCUGUUCCUGACCACCGGCUUCUGCCUGCUUGCUGCCCUGCGGGCUCAGAACUCCUCAUCCCUUGCUUUGAAUAACAGGCAAUUUUCUGGGAAGUGGUUCAUGAAGGCCUUGGUGACGAAGGACAAGCUUCCAAUAAAGAAGGUCUCGCCCAUAUUUGUGCUGGUGCUGGACAACGGUGACUUGGAGUUCUCUUUCGCACACACGAUGUAUGGCCAGUGUCUUGAAUUGACCACCGUCUUGGAGCAAACAGAUGUGCCUGGCCAUUACACUGCCUUUGAGGGGAAGAGCCAACUGGAGGUGCAGCUGUCUUCUGUGAAGGACCAUUGGCUGAUCUACUGUGAUGGGGAGAUGGAGGGCAUGCACUUCACAACCACCCAGCUCAUAGGGAGAAACCCCAAGAAAAACCUGGAGGCCUUGGAAGAGUUUAAGAAGUUCACACAGAAAAAGGGGCUUGUACCAGAGAACCUGGCCAUACUCGAGCAGAUGGACAAAUGUGAACCCAAGAGUGAAUAG